Messenger RNA from Zophobas morio, 1329 nucleotides. RefSeq lists its product as uncharacterized. The record is from RefSeq and is a predicted model, not a curated record. Gene Ontology annotation, molecular function: catalytic activity. The transcript has 2 exons. The coding region runs from base 1 to 1329 and encodes 442 amino acids. NCBI's taxonomy places the organism in Eukaryota, Metazoa, Arthropoda, Insecta, Coleoptera, Tenebrionidae.
AUGAUGACAUUUGCUACGGAAAAGGAAUAUGAACAAGAAAAAGAAAAGGGAAGAAAAAAGAAAAUCGAACAAAGAAAGAAAUCAGGAGAAACUGAAAAUACAAAAGAAACCUUGGACGAAGAAAAGGAUAGAAUAAGUAUUAUUUUUUGGAACAUAUGUGGGUUGAAGAAUAAAGAUAAAGACUUUUGGGAUUAUAUAAGGAAAUUCGAGGUGGUGGGCUUGGUUGAGACUUGGGUAGAAGAAAAAAACUGGGAAAAUACUAGAAAUAAAUUGCCAAAAGAAUAUAGAUGGAAAUCCGAACAUGCGAAAAGAAGCAAGAAGAGGGGAAGAGCAAAGGGUGGAAUAAUAACAGGCAUUAAGGAAGAUGUAGAAGAAAUAGAGGAAGAGAGAAUUAAAUCAGUUGAAGGAAUACAAGAGAGAAGAAUUAAAAUAGGGGACAAUAGUUGGAGGAUAAUGACAGUAUACAGUCAGAACGUAAAAAAGACCAGUAGAGAUUUAGAUGAAAUAAAUUAUGAAAUAGAUGAAAAAUAUUGCUUGGUGGUAGGCGGGGAUUUCAAUGCUAGAAUUGGAAACAAGGGAGCUGAAUGGGAGUGGGACAAGGAAAAGGAUGAGGGAAAAAGGAAAUCAAAAGACCGAACAGAGAACAAAGAAGGAAAGAAACUGUUGGAGUUGGUAGAGGAAAAGGGAUGGAAAAUACUGAAUGGGAAUACAGAAGGUGACAAAGAGGGUGAAUACACAUAUAUAGGGGGGCAAGGGAGAUCAGUUAUAGAUUAUGUUAUCUGUAAUGAAAUAGCGGACCAUGGCAUCAGAGAUAUGGAGGUUGGAAUAAGGAGCGACUCAGAUCACCUACCAACAAUUACACAGGUGGAAAAGACUAAGAAGGAAGAGUUAGAGAACAGAAGAGAAAAAGAGAUAUACGAAUGGAAUGAGAAGUCGAUUGAAGAAUAUAGAAGAAAACUGAGAGAGUACAAUACAGGAGGAGGAACAGUGGAAGAGAUGGCCAGAAAACUAAAAGUAGAGAUGGGGAAGGCAUCUCGUAAGAAGGUUAUCAAAAUGGGAGGAAUAGAAAAGAGGGGAAUUUCAUGGUGGGACGAAGAAUGCUGGCAGAAGAAAAUAGAAGUAAGAAGGAAAUUGAGACGAUGGCUAAAGAACAGAGGUAAUGAAAAGGAAUAUAGAAAAGAAAUUAAGGACUAUAAGAAAUUAAUAAAAGAGAAGAAAGCAAAGAAACAGGAUGAAGAAGACCAGAAAUUAAAGGAUAUAAGAACGGAAGCGGAAGCAUGGAAAUAUAUAAACCAAGAAAGGAAGAUAAAAACGGGAUCAAAAUUCUAG